Molecule: messenger RNA, 1654 nt
Organism: Sycon ciliatum
Lineage: Eukaryota; Metazoa; Porifera; Calcarea; Leucosolenida; Sycettidae
Product: probable tubulin polyglutamylase TTLL9
Exons: 18
Coding region: 150-1484 (444 amino acids)
Biological process (GO): microtubule cytoskeleton organization; protein polyglutamylation
Cellular component (GO): cilium
Molecular function (GO): tubulin-glutamic acid ligase activity; tubulin binding
Source: RefSeq, a predicted model, not a curated record
UCCAUUCAUUUGAAACGGAGCUGAAACUGCGGUUAUCAGUAGUGAGUACACACAGCUACCAACAAUAGCCGUGUCGUGAGCAGCUGUUCACAUAAUUUCUGCACAAACAGCUCGUGCCGGGAGCCUCGGGGGGACGCUGCAGACCGGUGAUGGCGGAGCAGCAAGCGAAGGUAGCAGCUGGUACACACGGUCGAGGUCGUGCAAGACACCUUGGGCAAAUACGAUACAAGACUGCGUCGAAGAACUGCAUCUACGAUGUGUUGCGGACUAGGCCUGGCUGGGUGGAGGUCAAAGAUGAUGGCGCAUGGGACUUCUAUUGGUGUGAAGUAGGCUGGCUGCGGGAUAACUUUGAUCAGAACUACUUUGAGGAGCAUGUGAAGAUAUGCCACUUCCGCAACCAUUACGAGUUAACACGCAAGAACCUGAUGGUUAGGAAUUUGAAGCGCUACCGAAAGCAGCUGGAGCGAGUAGUGGGCAAAGACGGGCAGGCUCGAAUGGACUUCUUCCCCACGACAUAUGAACUGCCGUCGGAGUAUCAUAUGUUCGUUGAAGAAUUCAAGCGCAACCCUGGAUCAAUCUGGAUUAUGAAACCGAUCAGCAAGUCGCAAGGGAAAGGUAUAUUCCUGUUCCGAAAACUGAAAGACAUUGAAAACUGGAAGAAGGCUGACUACAACAGCAUGUAUAAAGACGACAGAGUGGCGGAGGCCAGACACGAACCAGAAACCUACAUAGUAUCCCGCUACAUUGCAAACCCGUAUCUGAUCAGCGGCAAGAAGUUUGAUCUACGUGUGUAUGCCCUUGUCACAUCGUAUGUUCCACUGAAGGCAUGGCUAUACAGAAGUGGCUUUGCACGCUUCUCCGGCGCUCGCUAUCGGCUUGACACUAUUGAGGACUCGUAUGUUCAUCUGACAAACGUUGCUAUACAGAAGACGGCACCAGACUAUGAUCCUGAAAAGGGGUGCAAGUGGGGACUGCAGGAGCUCCGUAACUUCUUUGUUGCCAAACACGGCCAAGACGCGGCUGAUACUCUUUACAGAGAGAUUGACAACGUCCUCAUCAGAAGUUUGGAGAGCGUGCAGAAGAUCAUCAUCAACGACAAGCACUGCUUUGAAGUAUAUGGAUUCGACAUCAUGAUCGAUGCUAAUCUCAAACCGUGGCUGAUAGAGGUGAACGCUUCACCGUCACUGACGGCGAGCAGUCCAUCCGAUCACGAGUUGAAGGUUGGCCUGCUGACGGACAUGCUCGACAUCAUCGACAUGGAGGGCAAGCUUUCAGGAGAUGAAACGAGAAUCGGUGGGUUUGACUUGAUGUGGAAUGAAGGGCCCGUUCAUUCGCAAGAGAUCUGCCUGAAGGAAACGGUUCCAGACUAUCCAACAAACACAUUCUUAGGUUGUGAAAACGAUCGAGAGACACAGCGAGCCGACCUGCACCGUUCUCUUGCUAUGGCCAAGAUCUUGGCACGUAAGAAGAAAUCCAGUCAAUAAUCAAGCAAUGUCCCGGCUAACAAGGCCACUGCCAUGCUCGAUGGACGGGUGCUUAUGUUCACGGUGCUGGUUUGGCGUAGGGAAGGAGCUGGACAGCCACACAAUGUUUGGUACUAAGCAUGGCAACUCAUAGCCUUCUCCCCCCCCCCCCCCCCAACCCCUGUUUCUCC